This is a messenger RNA of Nezara viridula (southern green stink bug), 1425 nucleotides long. The record is from the annotation of a GenBank genome assembly. Lineage: Eukaryota; Metazoa; Arthropoda; Insecta; Hemiptera; Pentatomidae.
AUGUUUAAAAUUUUAAGAUUAUGCAUGCAGUUAAAUCCUGCUUCAUUAGGACGGUUUCAGAAUACAGGAAAUUUUAGAUCUUUUGGAAGUAUUACUAGUUUUUUAUCUAAGAAUGAAAGGCCUGGAGAUCUCCCUAAACACUGUGAUGUUCUUAUUAUUGGCGGAGGUUGUAUGGGAAGUUCCAUUGCUUAUUGGUUGAAACAGCGGGCAUUAGAAGGCCUCAGAGUAGUUGUAGUCGAGAAAGAUCCCACGGUAAUGCUUUCUAAUGAUAUAGUUGAAAAAGUUAAGUACCAACAAUGUACAACUGUAUUAUCUGUUGGAGGGUUGAGGCAACAAUUUUCGUUAAAGGAAAAUAUUGAACUAUCUCUCAAUUCAGCUGACUUUUUGAGAAACAUUAAACAUCAUCUUAAAGUUGAAGGGCAAGACCCACCUGAUAUUCAGUUUCAGCCAAGUGGUUAUGUUUUUUUGGCAACUGAGAAAAGUGCUAACAUCCUUGAAAAUAAUGUAAAAUUACAAAGGUCUUUAGGUGCAAAGGUAGAACUCCUUUCUCCUGAGGAAUUAAAGCAGAAGUUUCCUUGGUUGAAUGUUGAGAAUAUCGCCCUGGGCUCUCAUGGUCUAGAAAAUGAAGGCUGGUUUGAUCCUUAUUCAUUGUUAUUUGCUUUUAAAAACAAGGCUGUUAAUCUAGGAGUGAACUAUCUAUCUGGAGAAGUAACAAAUUUUCUAUUUCCUAAAAAUGAUUUAAAUAAUGAAAAAAAUAGCUGUACGCAGAUCAAUGGUGCAAGUAUAAAAUUGAAAGAUGGCAGUGAACAUACAAUUAACUUUGCCGUAGUUGUAAUUGCUGCUGGAGGGUGUUCUGGUGACGUAGCCAAAUUGGCAGGCAUUGGCCUUGGGACAGAUGAACUGGCUGUUCCUCUUCCUGUUGAACCGAGAAAACGUUAUGUUUUCAAUAUACAUUGCCCAGAAGGUCCUGGAAUUCGCAGUCCUAUGAUAAUUGACCCUAGUGGAGCUUACUUCAGGAGAGAAGGACUAAGUGGACAUUAUCUGUGUGGGAUUUCUCCGCCUGAUGAAGAAGAACCAUUAAUUGACAACCUAGAUGUAGAUUAUAGUUUUUUCGAAGAAAAGCUAUGGCCAAUAAUAGCAAACCGUUGCCCUUCUUUCGAAAACGCUAAAGUGAAAUCAGCAUGGGCUGGAUUUUAUGAUUUCAAUAGAUUUGAUGAAAAUGCCAUUAUAGGACUCCAUCCAGCUUUUAUAAAUGUCUACUUUGCAACUGGAUUUAGCGGCCACGGUAUACAACAAUCUCCAGCGAUAGGAAGAGCAAUUAUGGAACUGAUAAUUGAUGGUGGAUAUAUGACAAUUGAUCUAGAGAGGCUCGGCUUCCAGAGGUUGAUAACAAACGAACAUCUCUUUGAAAGCAACAUUGUAUAA